UUUGCGCAUGCGCAACGCGCCAUUGAAGGAACUGGUGUGAGAAGUGAGUGAAGUGAGUCGGGAGUUGACACGAAAUCUAAGAAUUGACUCCGACUUGAUUCGUGCUCCAGUUUAGAGGAUGUAAAGCUACAGCUUGCGGGAUUUGCGUUUUACCUCGUGUUUCUGUGAACAGUUGGUGGAACUUUAAAGCAUAUUCCAGGAGGUACUCAGGGUCUGCACAGCCCCACCGCUGGCCCCGUCGGCACGGCAACUCGGGACGGACACAAGCAGGGUCCGCCUGCUAGCCGCUACACCAGCUAACUCCAGAUCUUCUUGUCUUCCCUCCUUUUCAAAAAAAAAUCACGACUCUGCCAUAAGUACAGCUGAAUAGUUUUUCAGUCAAUCCUGUAAAGAUUGUCUCUGUCCCGGCUUCCUGACGAUGGUGUGAAACGGUGUCAGCAACAAGUAUACCCUCUGAAAGUGCUGCAGAAACCCAGGUCAAGAUGUCCAUCACCAACACGCCAACCAGCAACGAUGCCUGCCUGAGCAUUGUGCACAGUCUGAUGUGCCACAGGCAGGGUGGUGAGAGCGAGACGUUUGCCAAGCGGGCCAUUGAGAGCCUGGUGAAAAAGCUGAAAGAGAAAAAAGACGAGCUUGACUCCCUCAUCACAGCUAUCACCACCAAUGGGGCCCAUCCCAGCAAGUGUGUGACCAUCCAGAGGACACUUGAUGGUCGAUUGCAGGUGGCAGGACGUAAAGGGUUCCCUCAUGUAAUCUACGCCCGUCUGUGGCGAUGGCCCGACCUGCAUAAGAAUGAACUGAAGCAUGUGAAAUACUGCCAGUUUGCCUUUGACCUUAAGUGUGACAGUGUAUGUGUCAACCCUUAUCACUAUGAGAGGGUGGUGUCUCCUGGCAUCGACUUAUCAGGACUGACCCUGACCAGCUCUGGACCCAGCUCGGCCCUGAUGGUUAAGGAUGAGUAUGAUUUUGAUGGACAGCAGACCCUGCCCACAAUUGAGGGAGGCCACACUCUCCAGACCAUCCAGCACCCCCCAUCCAGCAGCCGCCCCACCCCGUCUGAAUCAUUUGCAGCUCCAAACCUGCUCCCACCCACUGAGGCCUCCACCUCUGCCUCAACAUCGUCCUUCCCUGCUAUUGCUGCAGGAUCAGGCAGUGCCAGCUCCACCUGGUCCAGAAACAGCAGCUUCACCCCCAACAUACCCCACCACACCAACGGUCAUCUACAGCACCACCCUCCUAUGCCACAUCCGACACACUACUGGCCUGUGCAUAAUGAACUCGCCUUUCAGCCUCCUAUAUCCAAUCAUCCAGCUCCUGACUACUGGUGUUCCAUUGCUUAUUUUGAGAUGGACGUUCAAGUCGGGGAGACAUUUAAAGUGCCCUCUUCUUGCCCCAUUGUGACGGUGGACGGCUAUGUUGACCCCUCAGGAGGAGACAGGUUCUGCCUGGGCCAACUCAGUAACGUACAUCGCACUGAGGCUAUCGAAAGAGCAAGGCUUCACAUCGGUAAAGGGGUCCAGCUGGAGUGUAAAGGUGAAGGAGACGUGUGGGUGCGAUGCCUCAGCGACCAUGCAGUGUUUGUUCAGAGUUACUACUUGGACAGAGAGGCGGGUCGAGCCCCCGGAGACGCUGUUCACAAAAUCUACCCCAGUGCUUACAUCAAGGUGUUUGACCUUCGUCAGUGCCACAGGCAAAUGCAGCAGCAGGCGGCUACGGCUCAAGCAGCAGCAGCAGCACAAGCAGCAGCUGUGGCCGGAAACAUACCAGGACCUGGAUCAGUAGGAGGGAUAGCUCCAGCUAUUAGUCUGUCAGCAGCAGCUGGUAUCGGAGUAGACGACCUUCGAAGGCUGUGUAUUCUCAGGAUGAGCUUUGUUAAGGGCUGGGGGCCAGACUACCCCCGUCAGAGCAUCAAGGAGACCCCAUGCUGGAUCGAGAUCCACCUGCACAGAGCUCUGCAGUUACUGGACGAGGUUCUGCACACUAUGCCUAUAGCAGACCCACAACCUCUGGACUGAGACCUGCAUCGCUUUGCAGCAUGCAGAGGCAAUGGAAGGUCUUCCUCAGAGAACUGUUUGUAGUGGAGAGGACAGUGAAACUUUAACUGUUACACGUGAAAAAUACUUUCAGGUGUGUUUAAGGCACCUUUGUGCACUGCGGCCCCAACUUUUGCUUACGCGACUAAAAUGAGCCAAGGCCAUAUAUCAAAGAUGUUUGUGUAUAUUUUUGGUAGAUGGCUUUGAUUUGUGAUGAAUGGAAUGGUCAACAGGACAACAAGAAAAAGACAUCACAGAUAAUUGCAACGUGAAAAUAGAUGGCCUGCAGAUCACAUUAAACUGGAAUGUAAUCCAACACAACCACCAACUACUGACAGGCAUUAAGCUCGCUGAACAAUAGAAGAACAUCUAUGUGCUGUACCGCAAGUCUCGUAUCCAGUUUCUAGGCGCCAGAGUACUGCUGCUUUUCUCUUGUCAGUUUUCAUCCAAGCUGUUGCAGACUGCUUUACGCUUGGAAUCACAAACAUGUUCAGUCACCUCUUGAGCUGAAUAGAAAAGCAGCAGCACUCUGAACCUCGAUGCUCGCUUCCCAACUUGGUGCUUAUCGCUGCCUCUCAGCCACUGGACAAGGUUGGGGACCACCCAGUUGGAUCAGGUCAUCCUAGACAUUCUUAACCAACCACAAAUGUCACAGAGAACGAAAUGACAUGCAGCGUGUGUAAAGCCGACUCCCAUCCUCUCAAAAGAAACAUGUCUUGGGAUUUUUCUAGGUCAGGUAUUGUCAGACUACGGGUUUGUACUUUAAAAAGAUAGGUGCAGGUUUGUGCCUGGUGGGUGUCCAGUGACAAAUCUUUCCUGUCCUGCUUCUCUGAGAUGUGAAGCAAAGAGCGGAACACCUGUUUGAACAAUAAUGUACUCGUCACCACAUCAUAGCCUUACAUGCUCUUUUUGGAGGGGUUAAAACUUAGAAAGUUUACUUUUUCAUUGGUGAAACAAUAUAUGUGUCACUCACAAAAAGUUCCAACCAGAUGCUCAUUUAAGGGAUCAUCAUUAGAUGAUGCACCUUGGUCCCCUCCCGUCUGUUUCAGGUGUGGUUGCUGUACUGGGAAACACCCUCCUUUAUGCUGCCACUAUAGAUGGAUCUCAUACGCCUUCUGUCAACGUCUUGCCUUUUUUCACUUUUACGCUCAGAGCAAGAGAAGAAAACAGCUUGUAUGCUUUUGAUUCAAUGUGAUUGAAGUAAGAAAGCAGGAAAGAGGCAGACAGUUGAUUAUUGAUGUCUAAGAUUUAAUCACAGGGUCUAUCAGCGUUUUGGCAAACCAAAGUACUAAUAGCUCAGAAAUGUACUAUAAAUGAGUCUACGAGGGCGAGAAGUCCAGCCAGCUGCUGGACUUUUCUCUAAUUGAAUUUUAAAGGCAAUUAUGUUUAUUUGUAUUCUUUUCAGUUUUUCUGACUUUUAUCUGCAAGUAUACCAGGCACUAGUUGAGAAUCAAUGUAAUUAAAUACCUUAUGACUUGCAGCCCCCCUAUAUACGACUUGUUCCAGGUCUCUUGUGUGUAGUUUACUGACAAAGAGAAGAGAAUUGAAAAUGGUUCCCAGCAAUAUUGAUAUAUUAUCUUGGUUUUAUUUUUGUUAUUUUUAAUAAGUGAUUUGUAUGUUUUUAGCACUUUACUUUUUUCUCGAUUUAAUUCAAUAAACCAUUAUUUUGAGGUGAUUGUCUUGCAAUAUUAAUAAGGGAGUGAUUAGGCUGGUUUAUAGUUUAAAGUAGGAUAGCAACGACAACAUUGUGAUGCAUUUGUAUUAAAAACACGUGUAACACUAAGACACCUUUUUUUUUCAAACCUAUUUUUGCCCUUUCACCUUAUAGGCAUUUACACACCUCGUAGGAUUUCUUUUGACAGUCGGUUUCUUCUGGUUUGGAGGGUUUUUUUCUUUUUAAUCCAUGUAAAUAAAUUUUGUUUUUGAAAUGCAUGUCAAUGUUUGCAUGAAUUUUAAUGUCAGAGACUCCUAAAUCCCCACCCCUUUAACAUGGAGUACUUCACUUGCCCUGCAUUACACAGGGAAAUUAUCUGAAGAGAAUAGAAACCAGUACCUGCUGUAUACUGGUGUUUGUGUUGCUAGUUUAUGAGAACAGCAUUAAAGGCACAUAGAGGGAAUCUACGUACAUAAACGUAACUGAUGUAAAUGAUCCAAUUAUAUAAACUCAAAAUUUUAGCAGCAACGCUCCUACAGAAAGCACCUUACCUUCCAAGGUGUUAUUUGAGUUUAACAACUGCUUCAGUUUUUGUGUAGUCUCCCGUUGAAAGUAAAGUACAAGCACUCCCCGAAACAGAGGAGGACAAUUUUGAAAAAGAGAAACAAUUUGAUUCAAACACAAGUCUCUUCCUCUCUUCUGCAUGUGAUAUGUUUUGUUGCACUGUUUUUAAAGGCAUUUGUUGUAGGUUAUUUACUCAUUUUAAAAAGUCAUCAACCUGAGACUCACAACCAUCAGAUUGUUAGUUUUUUUCCCACUGUUCAUUCACCAUUCAGCAUGUUCUCUCUGAUCCUUUGUUAGCAUAGCUGUAUGAGAAGGACUUUUUUUCCACAGUGACUUUGAGUACGUCGUUUGUUACGGUUUUCGUCAAAAUUCAGGGCCUUUGCCACAAGGGUUUUUGCUAUCCAACAAAUCAGGCAAAACUAUAAGCAGUUGGUUGCUCUUAUUCUCAUCACACCUUUGAUUUGUUUGUUAUAAUUUGAAAAGUAUUGUUUCAAAACAGUCAGAUUUUUGGAUUUAAUCACUUAAUUAUGUACGAAACGGUAUAUUUUAUAAUGAUUACUGUCACUGAGAGAAUUUAUGCUGAAUUCUGUCUGGAGAAAAAAAAAGUCUGUUAUAUUCUGUUGUGCUUUAAGGUGGACAGAUGUUUUUCUAUUACUUGCAGUUAUUAUAGGAGCCAAAAGACAGCUCAGAUGAGUUGAUGUUGACUACUAUGACAGAUUGCAGAUAUUAAUUUUACCUGUAUUUCUUAUGUGAGAGUCUAUAAUUAAACAUGGCCUGAUAUUCUCUAA
This is a messenger RNA of Acanthochromis polyacanthus (spiny chromis), 5039 nucleotides long. RefSeq names its product mothers against decapentaplegic homolog 4. Gene Ontology annotation, cellular component: heteromeric SMAD protein complex. Lineage: Eukaryota; Metazoa; Chordata; Actinopteri; Pomacentridae. The record is from RefSeq and is a predicted model, not a curated record. The transcript has 10 exons. Gene Ontology annotation, biological process: regulation of transcription by RNA polymerase II; cell differentiation; BMP signaling pathway. Gene Ontology annotation, molecular function: I-SMAD binding; RNA polymerase II cis-regulatory region sequence-specific DNA binding; DNA-binding transcription factor activity, RNA polymerase II-specific. The coding region runs from base 483 to 2015 and encodes 510 amino acids.